Messenger RNA from Lytechinus pictus (painted urchin), 2632 nucleotides. RefSeq lists its product as uncharacterized. Gene Ontology annotation, molecular function: protein binding; zinc ion binding; ubiquitin protein ligase activity. Lineage: Eukaryota; Metazoa; Echinodermata; Echinoidea; Temnopleuroida; Toxopneustidae. Gene Ontology annotation, biological process: protein monoubiquitination. The transcript is spliced from 2 exons. The coding region runs from base 156 to 1991 and encodes 611 amino acids. The record is from RefSeq and is a predicted model, not a curated record.
GAUCAUAAUUCUGAUAUGCAUAACUGUGUGUGGACGUGGUGGAGGACUGAGAUCAAUAAUCUUGCCUUUAUAUAGAACGAAAUCAACUCCUGGAAUUAACGGAUAAAGACAAAGGUGAGUGAAAUAUUCUUGUAUUGUUUAAAGUAGUUCAGGUCAUGGCUGAGGAAUUAAAAGACACGAUUGCUCAGAGUCUGGAGUGUCCUGUAUGUCUGACUACCUUCACUGAUCCCAAGAUCCUGUCUUGUUCACACACCUACUGCAAGGUCUGUCUGGAAAAGCUCUUGGAAUCCCGUGGUGAUGAUCAGAUGAUCCGAUGCCCUGUCUGCAGAGCCGAUACCCAGGUCCCAAAUCAGGAUGUCAGCCAACUACCGGCAAGCCUAGCUUUCAGGAAUCUUAUAGAGGACGUGAAAAAUCAACAUCAAAUUUGCACGAAUUGUGAUUCCGAGGAUAAGCCCAAAGCCGUUGUCUACUGCCAAGAUUGUGGCAACUAUCUCUGUAUUACUUGUCACAAUAUGCACUCUCAGUGGAAAAACUUUGUCGAUCAUGAGAUCAUAGCCAUGAGUGAGAUCUCAUCAGGAAAGGUGUCAAUACGUAGAUACCGGAAAUGCAGGAAGCAUCCAAAAGAAGACGAAGAAUGUUUCUGUUCUAAUUGUAAGAGAUUCACAUGCUUCAGGUGUGCUGUUAUGGAACAUAAAGAUCAAGGACACCAGGUCAUCGAGUCAGCUACUUAUGAAAGUCAUCACACGAAGACAAUCGAAGAGGUUAAAUUCAAGGUGGAGAAGAAACAAUCUUGCUUUCAGAAUUACAUCGAUCUCAUCGAUGAACAGAAGAAGUGUGUGGGUGAUGCUAUGAAGCAUUGCACAUAUGACAUCAACAAAGCAUAUGAUGAAGCAGUUCGGCAGUUGACAGAGAAGAGAGAAAUCCUACUUGGUGAAGUCAAGGGAAAGACUGAAAGAGCAGAGGAAGCCCUUGAAGAAAUGAAGAAAUCAGCUCGACAGUGCAUCAAUCAGUUGAUGACCAUUGCUGAGAUGGUAACCAAUAGAAGAAAUGCACCAGUAGACAUGGACACUUUGGCUGUGUAUGACACAUUAUGUGAAGACCUACAAGAGGUCUUAAAUCAGGAAAAUCCUGAUUACGAGCAGCCGAAUAAAACAUGCGGGAAGGCGAAAAGUUCCAUUUUUGAGAGAAAUAUUGGAAAGGACGAACUAGGUCUUGGAAAAAUUGUUAAUGAGGUUGUAAAGAGCAUUACUUUGCCUAUUAAAGAUAGCAUGAAUGCCAUUGUAAACACACCAGAUGGUAGGAUGGCUGUAGGGUGUUAUACAGGUGGCAUUGAGAUCUUCUCUUUUGAUGGUCAUCUCCAGCAGACAGUCCUCAAGGAUGUUCAGAUUUGUACAUUAGGUUUCCUCUCUGAUGGUCGAUGCGUUGUAAUUGAUACAUCAAACACUUUAGCACUGUACACACCAGAGUUCACGAAGUUGGAUAUGAUGUUUGAGACUCUCAAUGACGAUGAAGGUGGGGUUUCUAACCUCACUGUUGAUAGUGAUGAUCUGAUCUAUGUUAGCUACAGGAAACCCGAGAAGAUCCAGGUGUUCUCAUCAGCAGGUGGGAAGGCAGUCAAGGAGAUACCAUGCCACGGAUAUGAGCCUCAACAAAUCACUUCUUACAAUGAUUCACUAAUUAUUAAAAUGGGUAGUACUGUUCGAUUGAUAGACAAAGAAGGUGAUGUAAAGCAUACAUUAACCAACCCAAGUAAUACUUACCUACACACUGCAGUGUCACAAAGCAAUACAAUCCUGAUAGCCACUGUGGAGCACGAUGAAGGUUUGGUGAGCAUCGAUGAGUACACAGACGAGCUGGAGCACAUUCAUAACCUUGUUAAUGAGUACAAGAUUGAGAAGCCUAUAAAUAGAAAUUGGUAUUAUCUCCAGCAGUACCGAUCAGGAGAGAUCGCCUUCUGCACUCCUGAUAACCUCUAUAUUAUGAUCACAUAAAAUAAUGGAUGAAACCGCAAGAAAUACGUCGUAUAAUAAAAUUGUAUACAGCGUUAAAAAUUGACUUUCUAGAUGACAUAAAUUUCUUCAUAAAGUUCUUCAACUUUCCUAGAAAAAAUCCAAAAUUAUCAGUAACCGGCACUUUCGCUGUGUCUUUAUUUUACGAUGCUUAAGCUCAUCAGAAGUGAAUAGAAUGUGGAUAUAAACUUUGACAUAAUGGUAAAAGUAGUCCAAGACAUUAUUCAACCACAAUCUGUUUUCAGAUGUCUCGGUAUUUUCUUAUCCAAUCCCGAUCAAAUUGAAUUUAUCUGACUGAUUUGUGGAAAAUGUAAUAAAUGAAAUGAAUCAAUAAAAAAAGCAAUAAAUGAAUUUUGAAUUGAUAAAAUUGUAUUGCUACAUUCAUGCCAAUAUAUCAAUUUCAAAUGCAAACACAAUUUAAUGUAAAAGAUUGAAGAACCCUUUAAUGAUCAACGGUGACAUUUCAGAUAUUCACCAUGUACAGUAUAGUUAAACAUGAUUGCUUAGAAUAUAAAGAAACAUUUAUGAAAAUAUGAAAAUUAAUGGAAGAUUUACAACAAUUCUGAAUAGAGAUAACAUGGCCAUGGGAACGACUUUUUAACUGGGGUGCUGAAGUAAUUUUG